This is a messenger RNA of Priapulus caudatus, 995 nucleotides long. RefSeq names its product adenosine receptor A2b-like. Lineage: Eukaryota; Metazoa; Priapulida; Priapulimorpha; Priapulimorphida; Priapulidae. Gene Ontology annotation, cellular component: membrane. Gene Ontology annotation, biological process: G protein-coupled receptor signaling pathway. The transcript is spliced from 4 exons. The coding region runs from base 243 to 995 and encodes 250 amino acids. Gene Ontology annotation, molecular function: G protein-coupled receptor activity. The record is from RefSeq and is a predicted model, not a curated record.
CAACUCAUCGAUGGCAUGGCCGUGUUUCGUACAGCGCGUACAGACGUACCUCGUCGAGAAAUUCAGGAAGCAGACUAGAGAAGGGCAAGCAAGAGAUUCAGACGCAUAGACAAAAAUGAAUAUCGAAUAGAGGGAAUAUGUGUUUCUCCUUGACGGUUUCCCUGGAGAAGCUCAGGAAAGCGUCUGGUUAAUGGUGACCGUCUGGCGAAAGCGAAAUAUAAGCUUCGGCGGCGGGUUUCAGCAUGGACGAUGCCAACACAACGGACGGCGGCUACGAUGUGAACCAGACCUGGCUGAACGUGACCGGUGACGGCCAUGUCAGCGUUCAGCAUCCGUACGAAGCUCGCAUCGUCGAGAUCGUCUUCACGGGCGUCGUCACGACGCUCAUCAUCCUAUCUAACGGCGUCGUGCUCGUCGCCAUAGCAACGAACAGCGCCUUUCGCGACAUCCGCUUCCUGUUCAUCGGUAACCUGGCGGCGAUCGAUCUGAUCACGGGCGUGACGAUGGCGUACAACUUCGUGAGCAUAUUCGUCGCCGAGGCGCUGUCUUACUACGCCUGCCUCACCGUGUUCGUGCUCGUCGAGUUCUCGCUGCGCAUGUCCAGCCUGAGCAUGCUGCUCGUGACGGCCAACCAGUACCUGCUGAUCGUGCAUCCGCUGCGAUAUCCGGCGCUGAUGAACGCAGCCGUAGCGAGGCGACUCCUGGCGGCGGCUUGGAUCGUCUGCGCCGUGAUCUACAGUCUUCCGUACGCGGGCUGGAACGGUGGCGGCGGCACGGGCGAGUGUCUGCUGCUGCUGGUGUUCAGCGACAGCUUCAUGUUCGUCUGGGACGUGGCGCUCUUCGUCGUUCCCGCGGCCAUCAUGGUGGCGCUGUACGCAGAAAUCUUCAUAGUGGCGCGACGUCACUGCCGCCAGAUAGCAGCACAGGAGGUCACCGUACAGUCACGGGACACCCAUAUAUAUAUAUACUGUAGACAAUUGAGAGAGGUACUGUAA